AUGAAGUCUCAUGUGCCGGAUUUGAAUCGUCUUAUCGACGAGCUCGAUGUUGAAGUGUCUUUGGUGACCGUUAAUUGGUUACUCACAUUGUUUGCGUCUGUUUUCCCAACAAAAACAUUGAUACGUGUCUGGGAUUUCAUAUUCUAUACGGGAAGCGUCAGUAUAUUUCGGGUCAUUAUUUCAAUAAUGAAAAUGAAAGAAGACGAUAUAGUUGAGUUAGGAAGGAGUUCUAUGUCGUCGGCUGAUCUUUUCAACGCCAUCAGCCAACUGCCGCAAACAGUGGUUGAAGUAGACAAACUCGUUGAGUAUAUGACAUCGUUCGAAUUCACCAUCACCGAACAUCUGAUCAAUGAGUUACGAAAAAAGCAUCAGGCAAUUCUGAUGGCUGAUCAAGGAAUGAUUGUGAACACAACAACGGACACCAAUCUACCGAAGCAAAAAGUUCAACGGCGGAAACUUGCUCGUUCAAAAAGUAUCAUACAGCAGAUUUUCCACUCGAAAGAGGGCGACAACGAUCCAAAACUGAAAAAUGUCCGUCAACCGGAAAUUCUCGUGGAUUUGAAAGACUCAGUGCUGCAAAUCUGCCGCUAUUUCAUCAGCUGUGAUGAGAAAAUGGAGAUGAACAUCCACCAAGGUGUGCUCAUUUUAUUUAAAUAA
This is a messenger RNA of Cooperia oncophora, 657 nucleotides long. The record is from the annotation of a GenBank genome assembly. Lineage: Eukaryota; Metazoa; Nematoda; Chromadorea; Rhabditida; Trichostrongylidae.